CUUUAACAGAACAAUUCAUCUUCAAUCAAACACCACCCACCAAACCGUCUAGCUCUACACUAACAUCGCCUACAUUUACACAACCAUCCAGCUCAACCCAGCUCUCACCCGUAACGUCACCACUACAUCCUAACACCUCCACAGUCUCCACCCAAUCCUCACAGCCAACACCCUUGCUAUAUAUUGACACAACAUCAACUGCAUCAGCAGAACAAUCUGUCUUCCCCCAAACCUCACAACCAAGCAUACCCUUAACAAAAAACUCAGGACCAGUAAUAACAGAACCAUCCAUCUCAACGGAGCCCUCACACCUAACUUCCCUGCAGUCUUCUACAACAUCAACAGAACUGUCUGACUCCGCCAAAACCCCUCAAACAAAACCUCUUCUAUACUCUACCGUGACAACUAACACCUCUGUGUCCACCCAACCCUCACAACAGCCAAGUCUACAAUCCAACCCUGCAACCCUGCUCAACUUAACACCAACAACAUCUACGAAACCAUCUGUCUCCACGCAACCAUUAAAACCAACACCUGCCUCGUCAUUUAUCUCAUCAUCAACAUCAACUGAAUCAGCAAAUCCAUCCAUUUUCACCCAAAACUCUAUGCCAUCAUCAACCACACCAACAGAAUCCUCUGUCUCUGCCAAACCCACACAAGAACCCUCACUUCCAUCCUUAAACUCAACAUCAAAUACAUCAACAGAACAGUUUGUCUCCAUCCAAACCUCACAAAUGACAUCACCAAACUCCUUCUCAACUUCAACAGAACAAUUAAUCUUCAAUCAAACACCACCCACCAAACCGUCUAGCUCUACACUAACAUCGCCUACAUUUACACAACCAUCCAGCUCAACCCAGCUCUCACCCGUAACGUCACCACUACAUCCUAACACCUCCACAGUCUCCACCCAAUCCUCACAGCCAACACCCUUGCUAUAUAUUGACACAACAUCAACUGCAUCAGCAGAACAAUCUGUCUUCCCCCAAACCUCACAACCAAGCAUACCCUUAACAAAAAACUCAGGACCAGUAAUAACAGAACCAUCCAUCUCAACGGAGCCCUUACACCUAACUUCCCUGCAGUCUUCUACAACAUCAACAGAACUGUCUGACUCCGCCAAAACCCCUCAAACAAAACCUGUUCUAUACUCUACCGUGACAACUAACACCUCUGUGUCCACCCAACCCUCACAACAGCCAAGUCUACAAUCCAACCCUGCAACCCUGCUCAACUUAACACCAACAACAUCUACGAAACCAUCUGUCUCCACGCAACCAUUAAAACCAACAACUGCCUCGUCAUUUAUCUCAUCAUCAACAUCAACUGAAUCAGCAAAUCCAUCCAUUUUCACCCAAAACUCUAUGCCAUCAUCAACCACACCAACAGAAUCCUCUGUCUCUGCCAAACCCACACAAGAACCCUCACUUCCAUCCUUAAACUCAACAUCAAAUACAUCAACAGAACAGUUUGUCUCCAUCCAAACCUCACAAAUGACAUCACCAAACUCCUUCUCAACUUCAACAGAACAAUUCAUCUUCAAUCAAACACCACCCACCAAACCGUCUAGCUCUACACUAACAUCGCCUACAUUUACACAACCAUCCAGCUCAACCCAGCUCUCACCCGUAACGUCACCACUACAUCCUAACACCUCCACAGUCUCCCACUACUAUACUACAGCCUACUUGGAUAUCAACACUACAGAGCACAAUAGGUUGGCUAGAAAUGUUUCAGAUGAGGUCAGCCUUGCUUUCAGGAUAAAGUAUCCAAGCACAUUGAUCAAUUGCAAAGUGAACCAUUUCUGUUGUGCGGGGAGGGUCCAAGCGCAAGGAGACCGACAACGUAGAAACAACAGCAAUCAACUACAAGAAACACGCUACAUGAAACAACGACGGACCAAGACUGAAGAAAUGACAGGGACUUAAUACACCGAACUAAACAAGACACAGGUGAAUGCAACAACACGAAUGACACCACUGAAAGACAAUCAACAACACACAAGUGGAACUAAUAAACACAUAACACAGGGAAACACUAGGGCAGACAAACUAAGGUAGGGGCACAGUCGUGGGCAUGACAAUCUAUCUCACUCAGCGUCUGCAUUAUGGACACUGUGACCUACCUAUAAUUUUAGCAAUAUCUGUGUGUCACCUAAUUCAUCAUUGGCACUGUGCACUAUGUGUCUAUAGUUCCAGGAAUCUGUGUGUGUGUGUCUCACCGACAUCUUAAUAUAUGCACUAGUAUAAUUAAAUGGUAAAAAGUUUGUGAUAUUGUUUAUAAUAAGUGUAAGAAGGCCUCGUAUGGGAGAGGGGUGUGUGGGGGAGGGUAAGUGGAUAUUGUAAAGGGACAGUUUUAAGGUUGUGUUACCAAAAAAAAAAAAAAAAUGUAUAUAGCCUAGUCCUGGUCACAUCUCCCCCAUGCCAGGUUUCAUUUGUGUGUUUCACUUGUACGGAUGAAUUGUGCUGAAGUGUAACUACGUAGCAUUUUCUACAAAACUACAAUGUAGUCACAAUAGAUAAUCUACACAGCCAUUAUUUACCCUUAAUGUGAAGUGUCAAACUCUACAUCCUUUGACAAUGAUUUGGCAAUUACAUUUCUUCGUAUUGAAAUUUGCGAAUAGUAAGGAAUAUAUUAAAACUAUAUUGAAUUCAUAAUAAAUUCAAAAAAAGUCUGACUUAGGUUUUUAUUAGAAUAGAUUGAAAUAUCAUAGAGAAUACCAAGAAAUGUUUGAAUUUGUACAUUCAAAUUUUGUGUAGGGGUUACGUAGGGGUAAAUGCAUGUGUCGACAACAACAGUUGAGGAAAUGUAAGAUGGACCAGGAGUCCUUAUGUAACAUGCAUGAUUCAUUAUAUUGAGAGAGAAGGAGAGAGAAACCAGCGGCAGCAAAUCAACCCUAAAUUCCAUGGAUCAAAACCAUUUUCUUUUGUUAACUGACUAGACGAGAAUACAAUCUAUGAGACUUGUUGAGAGGGUAGAGAACAAAGAACUGAAUUGAUUACAAUUUGUAUAAUAGUUCAUGCAAUAUAGUGUAAUUCACCCAAUAUUCACUACUGGGUGGGUUUAGCUCAUUGGUUAGAACAUUUCAGUGCAGAUCAGGACGUUGCAGGUACAAAUCUUCCUCAAGCAAAUCUAGCAUCUGCUAAAUGAGUACAUAAUUUUACAUUACAUAAUACACUGUAACUGAAUUAUGUUGGCCUUAUACAGUUGCUUGUGUAACCAUGUUAUUCUUUGAAACUAUAUGUGAGAGGGAAAAACUACUCGGUGUGACAGACACAGGAAGCACAUACUUUAUGUGAACAAAUAACAUGUUGCAUUUUGGAAUGUUACUCCAAAGAAUAGACAUGUCAAAUGUUGUGGAAAUCUGAUAUUCAUUUUCUGUUUGGAUCUGUAACUAAAGCACUGAGUCCAUUUGUUUGUAUAAUAUUCCAGAUUUCUCAGCAAAAUAGAAUGUCCAUUCAUGUGUGUGAAAGAAAGAAAAAGUGAAAGAGAGACACAGAUGAAAGAGAAAACUUCUGUUGACUAAAAACUAAAGAUAUCAGUCUCCUGAUAUUCCACCUCAACUAUACUGUAUAUAGUAUACAGUCUGUUACAUGCAGUACUAUUGUAGACAGUAGUCUUAUAUGCAUUACUACACAUGUUAAAAAGGGAUCACCUUACUCUAACAGUGAAUAUACAGAUUAAUAUAUACAAUAAAUAUAUAGAUUGUUUAUGUAGAUGUACUGCCACUGUAUAGUACAGUCAUGAAAAAGAUGAUCAUGGCUCAUUUUACAAUAAUGUCCACUGCAACUACAAAUAUGUGUGAUGUAAUUAAAUAGUUUCAAGUUUUUUUGUUACACAUUGUUUGCGACCUACUACUGCAAAACAAUGAAUGAGGCUUGUAAAUAACAAAAGCAAUUUUAUAUUCCUAUGAAAUUUCAUUAAAGAAAUAUUCAUUAAUUUGUUCAAUUGAAGUCAAUCUAAAUUGUAUCAAUUCAAUGUAUACUUCUGGCAUGUCUAUUCUAGUUUGAUAGACGUCAUUUAUGUAACUACAACUUCAUACCGGCUUUUGGCAACCCUUUCCUGCCGGACCAUUCAAAUAUGGGCAUUAAAAUGCCCAUGGUUCCCGCCCUAAUAGCGUCACCGUCCAAUCACCGAUUUUAUUUCUGAAAACUGCCAGAUACUCAUGACAACUUAAGCUCAAAGUACAU
This is a messenger RNA of Hypomesus transpacificus, 4190 nucleotides long. RefSeq names its product cell wall protein DAN4-like. NCBI's taxonomy places the organism in Eukaryota, Metazoa, Chordata, Actinopteri, Osmeriformes, Osmeridae. The coding region runs from base 606 to 1928 and encodes 440 amino acids. The record is from RefSeq and is a predicted model, not a curated record. The transcript has 4 exons.